Molecule: messenger RNA, 507 nt
Organism: Cucurbita pepo subsp. pepo (vegetable marrow)
Lineage: Eukaryota; Viridiplantae; Streptophyta; Magnoliopsida; Cucurbitales; Cucurbitaceae
Source: RefSeq, a predicted model, not a curated record
AUGGCGAAUGAGCUGAUUUUGGUUAUGGCUAUGGCUAUGGUUAUGGUUGCAUUUGCAGGCUGUGUUACUGCAAGAACUGCCCCAAAUGAUGGGGCGAAAAGCGUCAGUGACCAAAAAAACUUCGUCAACUAUGGUGGGGUUGGUGGCUUUUCUGGCAUUGGUGACAGCGGACUCCCCUUUGGAGGGGCUGGGGGCGUUGUCGGGUUCGGCGGUGGCAGUGGCAUUGGCGGACUUGGAGGGGGCGGUGGCAUUGGUGGACUCGGAGGGGGUGGUGGCUUAGGUGGGCUCGGCGGUGGCAUUGGCGGACAUGGAGGGGGUGGUGGCUUAGGCGGGCUCGGUGGUGGCAUUGGCGGACAUGGAGGGGGUGGUGGCUUAGGCGGGCUCGGUGGUGGCAUUGGUGGAUACGGUGGGGGUGGUGGCUUAGGCGGGCUCGGCGGUGGCAUUGGUGGAUAUGGUGGGGGCGGUGUCGGAAUUGGAGUUGGUGGAGGAUUUGUUAAGAUCCCUUAA